Messenger RNA from Cylindrotheca closterium, 3993 nucleotides. Lineage: Eukaryota; Bacillariophyta; Bacillariophyceae; Bacillariales; Bacillariaceae. The record is from the annotation of a GenBank genome assembly.
AUGAGAGAAGUAUUGUCAUCCCUGUGCAUGGCACUUGCCGCACUGUGCUUUAUCCCAAGAUCCAACAGCGAAUAUUUAGAUAUGGAAGGAUGGACAGCCAACAAACACUGGGCUGUUGGAGAUAUCAACUGCACCCACGGACUUCGCGAGUUCAAUAAACAUACACAAAAACGAGUCUACACAGUCGGAGUACACGCUCCAGCAGGCAUUGACAAAGCAUGGAACGAAUUCAACAUGACGUUCGAGACAUACUUGACAGAAGUCGUCGGAAAGCGCUUCGAUCCACCCAUCGAGUUCAAGAUGAAGCCAUCAGAAUGGCCUUUGCUGGACUGGAUUGAUAAUGCUGAAGAUGUGGACUUUAUGUAUUCUGACACAGGUCUAUACUCCUGUAUCGGUACAGAGAUUGGAUCCCAGCCACUUGCCACGACAAUUGCGAGUCUAGAAUCAAGGGGGAACGAAUACGAACUAGACUCAUAUGGCGGUACAAUCUUGGCUUUAGCAAGCAACAAUGCAGUCAACACUAUCGAAGAUCUGAAAGACAAGGUGAUUGCAGGACAGGCCUUCUCUGUGUUUGCUGCUGGACAAUCACAGUUCUAUGUCAUGCACAAGGCUGGACUUGAUUACAUCAUGGAUCCAAAGCAAGUCAUCUUCACAGGUAAUCAUGAUGAAACGGUACAGGGCGUCCUCAGCGGGAAAUGGGACGUUGGCUUCGUUCCAUCUGGAAGAGCUGAACGCACUGUCGAUGAGGCAACCGGUGAAUACAUUGACUCUAAUCUAUUCAAGGUUAUUGAGCCGAAGAUUGCUAUAAUGAACAAUGGCGAUCUGUUCCCAUUCCUUCAUUCGACGCCGGUCUUUCCGGAGUGGCCCUUGUUUGCCAAGGAAGAAGUAGAUGGUAUCGUCUCCGAAGAAGUAGCAAUUGCCAUGAUGGAAUUUGGCGCACACAAGAGAGUUGGGACACUGAUGCAUCAAUGCAUGGAAGAUGCUGAAACUGCUAAGGAAUUGGAACUCUGCAACACGAUGCCCCCAGUAUACUUUGAUCCUGCUGCCCGCUGUGACACGACACGAGAACUGGCAGAACUAGCAUAUCAGGCUGGGACAUCUGGUCAUCAUUCUGGUAUGCGGCCGGCAAAGUCUCACUUCCAAGUGAGAACAAUGCAGCAAGAUGCAGGCUUUAUCAUCCGAGAUGACAUAAACAGCGGUUGGCACUGCGAACGAGCCUCGAAGACGUAUGACGGUAUCACAAGCAUACGAGUCGAUGUCUUUCCAUGGGACGUUUCUGUCGAUGGUGCUGUACCCAAAGACCAUGAUAGAUGUGGCAAGAUGAGUCUUUGUGGAGAGGGGGAACAAAACGAAGAUGUUGUCUUCCACGCCUACGAUAACUUGGAGCGUACGAACGUAACAGUGACAGCCUUGGUACACCUUGGCCAAGAAUCGAGAUAUCUUGAAGUGAUACAUAACGCUGGUGGAUUCAAUGAGUACGAAUUCAUUUUUUCGUAUAGAAAAAGAGGUGUCGCUAUUCUGGAAGUCUUCUUUGAUGGAGUCCAAAUCCCAGAAUCACCAUUCCGAAUCCAAGUUUCUGAAAUGAAAUGCCCAAUACGGGGAAUGGUAGCGGUGAGUGGACUAUUGCCCAUGUUUAGUAUUGAUAUCGCUCGGACACUCAUGUUUCCCGUUGCAUCACAGAGCGAAGAUGGUGUUUGUGAAUGUUCAUCCAGCGCCAUCGACAUCUUUGGGGAAUGUGUUUCGGAAGGAGUAUUUGCAGGAAUCGUCUCUGGCAUUUGUGCUUUGAUUGGCUUUAUUGUUGCGCUGUUCUACAUUGCGUACAAGAAGAAAAAGAACGACGAAGUUUGGCACGUGAACGUGGAAGAAUUACACUUUAAUCACCCAGUCGAAAUCGUCGGACAAGGCGCAUUUGGUGUCGUCUUACUGGCUGAGUAUCGUGGCACAAAAGUUGCAAUCAAGCGAGUUUUAGCGAAAAAGGACAAGAGCACGAGAAGUGGCUCUGUUGCGAGCAUAGGUAGCGUCGGUGCCCGAAGUGUAAGCGAAGAUGGCGAGCACGAAGACGUUGAGACCGGCGAAACACCUGGUACAACAAGCGGUGCUGGAGGCACAGCUAGUGGGACAACCUCAGGCUUCGGUGAUCUUGACUUCUUGGGAGGAUUCAGCUUCAAUGGAAGGAAGAGAGGGCGACUCAAUCGCUUGUUUGGACGGGGUUACAAGGAUUAUUCAGCGAAGCUCAAUUUGAGCAUCCUUGGUUCAGUGUCAGCUAAAGGCUCAACGUCGCAGGGAAUUGCCACUUGGCUGUUCCCAUCGUGCAACGAGACUGCUCGUCGUCAUGAGGAAUUCAAGGAAGAAAUGAGGCUUCUAUCAAGGCUUCGGCAUCCUUGUAUUACAACGGUGAUGGGAGCCGUGAUGAAUGGAAUCGAACCCAUGAUGGUAAUGGAAUACAUGGAAAAUGGGUCCUUGUAUGACCUUCUGCGUAACGAGUCUUUCUUCAUGGGUGGAGAAAUCAUCUUGCAAGUUGUUCGCGACAUUGCCCAGGGUCUACGUUUCUUGCAUUCUUCAAGGCCUGCGAUUCUUCACGGUGACCUGAAGGCAAAGAAUAUCCUUAUCGAUUCUAGGUUCCGUGCGAAGGUUUGCGACUUUGGAUUGGCAGUGAAGGGCAAGAACGAUCUGUCUGGAACUCUCUACUGGCUGGCACCAGAAUAUUUGCGUAGACGAUCAGAAUACAAUGCUACCUGCGACAUUUACUCAGUUGGAAUGAUUCUUUAUGAGAUUUACAGCCGCAAGACACCAUAUGAGGGAGAGCCACUCCGCAAGGUCCUGCGCAAGGUGUGCGACCCACGCAUCAACUACCGCCCAGCUGUACCUGGGACUUGCCCUAAGCGCAUGGCCGAGAUCAUGACACGGUGCUGGAGCAGUGAUGCCUCUUACCGUCAUCCAGCCAAAGACUUGGAUAUGAUCUUUGGCGAAAUGACUUCCCGUGACGCCGACCCUCUCUUGGAGGAGACCAAUACACGCGUGCGGACUGAAGUGGCGACUGGCGACAUGCUGUACAAGGUGUUCCCAAAGAAGGUUGCUGACCAGCUAAGACACGGCGAGAAGGUGGAACCUGAAAAUCACGACAAUGUUACCAUCUUCUUCAGUGAUAUUGUUCGCUUCACCGAUAUUUCUCGUGCGUUGUCUCCAGUCAAGGUGUGCAAAAUGUUGGAUCGAUUGUACCUUGCCUUCGAUAAUUUGUCUACGAAACAUGGAGUAUUCAAGGUGGAGACGAUUGGAGAUGCCUGGAUGGGGGUGACAAACUUGGAAGGAAACCAAGCCAAUUCUCAUGCCAAGCGUGUUGCCGAGUUUGCAAUCGAUGCCGUGAAAGCGGCUGGAAAGGUUUUGAUUGACGAAGACGACGCGUCUGCGGGCCAUAUCCACAUUCGCGUCGGUUUCCACAGUGGUCCAGUCGUCAGUAAUGUGAUCGGAUCGUUGAAUCCGCGGUAUGGUCUCUUUGGCGACAGUGUGAACACGUCAUCCAGAAUGGAGUCUCUGUCUGUGAGUGGUCGCAUUCAUUGUUCCGAAGCUUCAGCCAAGCUUUUGAAGGAACAAGCUCCGGACUUGCCUCUCAAGAAGCGCGGCAAGGUUGCAGUAAAGGGAAAGGGCAAUAUGGUAACUUACUGGGUAGGCAACUCUUCGGAUCCGCCCAAGACAUCGGGCCAGCACGCACCCGGUGCUUUUGAUGAUUCACGUCCAGUGGUGAACUUUAACGAGAAGCUACAAAUCCUGACAUCCCCUGCACCAAUGGCAAAAUUCUCCAUUUUACGAAAUGCAAUUACCCCGCCAACCAGGUAUAGGAUUGCAAUAAACGAUGCUUCUCGACGCACAACGAUGGCGGGAGCCACCAAGUAUUCAAGAGAUCUUGCACCACCUGUUUAUGAGCAGAAAGAGGCUGACAGUCCGGUUCGAGGUGAAAUGCGUGCAAUUGCCUAUAAACGUUCCCUGUCGCAGUAG